GAACAACAAGAAGCUCAGCCACCGACGCACCUCUCUUUGAGAAACCGUUAAGAAGCUUGGAUAUUUCUCCUUCUUUUCUUGUUCUAGGAUUGAAAUUGAACCCAGAAUUCUCCCCCCCUCUGCAGAAUUUUUGGAUCUGCUCUGUCCUUCCGUCGGCUGCUCCUACUUUGUGGGGGCGAAUUGCUCGGGUUUCUAGUAAGAAGCAGCCUGAAAUUCCUCUGUUCUCACUUGAUUUGGCUUGAGUUCACUCUAAGCUCUUUUAAUUUCCUUCAAUUUUGGGUUAAUUCCGUGAGUCCCCUGCAGAAUUGCCGCCGGCUCUUCCCCAAUUUGCAGCUUCGGUUUUGCUGGGAAAAUUCUGGUUCUUGAGUGUUCUGUCACCCGAGCACUUGGUUUGAGUUUCCUGUAUUACGGAUUUGAGGUAAGUAAAUUAUGGUAACGCCUUUCAAUCUUAAAGCAUAUUUUAAAUUGUUUUUGAGAUGGUGGCAAGGUUUAAAUUGAUUUUAAAUUGAUUUUAUUAGCACCGAGCAUGAUUGAUUUGAAAUGGAAUUAUUUUCGUUUUCAUUGAGUAGAGCAUGCCCACUUGGAAUUUACUGAACUGCUUUGAUGAUUUGAGAAUUUUUGUAAAUUAUGAUUUUAUGUUAAAUCCAUGUCCAUAUGGAAUUUUUUGGUUAUUUAUGAAAUUUGAGAUCGAUUGUGAAUUACGGAUUUCUUUUGUAAAUUCUGCAUGGUUUUGUCUCUAAUAUGGUCAUGUUUUACUGUGCUCGCUAGUGGGAGGUUUAUAAACGCUAGCACAUGUUUACUGAUAGUAUCGAUUCAUUCUGUAAUCUUGCCAAUGGGAUAAUACAUUGGUUAUUACUAAAAUCCUGCCAAUGGGAUAAAACAUUGGUUACUACUGUGCUCGCCAGUGGGAGGUUUAUAAAUGCUGGCCAUGACCUAUAGAUGAGAUUACUAUUGAAUUUUUUUCUGCAUUAACGGUUUGUCAUUGAACGUUUUGCUAUGGAACUGAAUUUGAUUCCGUAUUAACAGUUUAUCAUUGAAUGUUUUGUUAUGUUAAACUGUUUAUCUGGCAUGCUUAAAUUUUACCCAAGGGCUAUCCAUAUUUACUUGUUGAGUUAUCUCAUAGUUUUUCCUUGUCCAUCAUUUCAGGAAGCAAAGUCAAAGACAAGAAAAAACGAGGGGAGUGACGAGUUAGAAGGCUAGCCACCUGUAAUUUGAUAUAGAUUUUAGAUAUAUAUCAUGAUCUUGUAAACUAGAUUUUAAUUAGAGAUUUUAUAAAUUCGUUUAAUGGAU
Rubroshorea leprosula is the source of this 1290-nucleotide messenger RNA. Lineage: Eukaryota; Viridiplantae; Streptophyta; Magnoliopsida; Malvales; Dipterocarpaceae. The record is from the annotation of a GenBank genome assembly.